This is a messenger RNA of Monopterus albus (swamp eel), 1473 nucleotides long. RefSeq names its product phosphoribosyl pyrophosphate synthetase-associated protein 2 (gene prpsap2). The coding region runs from base 319 to 1389 and encodes 356 amino acids. The transcript is spliced from 10 exons. The record is from RefSeq and is a predicted model, not a curated record. Gene Ontology annotation, biological process: purine nucleotide biosynthetic process; 5-phosphoribose 1-diphosphate biosynthetic process. Gene Ontology annotation, molecular function: ribose phosphate diphosphokinase activity; magnesium ion binding; ATP binding. Gene Ontology annotation, cellular component: cytoplasm; ribose phosphate diphosphokinase complex. Lineage: Eukaryota; Metazoa; Chordata; Actinopteri; Synbranchiformes; Synbranchidae.
AGCAGAAAGAUUGACCCGAUGGGGAUUCCGUAGUAGUUAGGCUUCACUGCUUCGUGGGUGACAGGUGUUCCGUUUUUCGUUAACAAACGGAUAGUUCGUUAGAAUAACGAAAAAUAGUUUUUUUGUUUUGUAAACAAGUUCGUGUUCCACGCUGAAGGCCAUUUCAUGUAGAUUAGCUCACACAUUAGGCUAGUGUGUGGUGGGUAGGUAGCCCGUUAGCUAACGGCGUCAUAAGCAGAAAACCGACAACAAACGCUGUGUUUAGUGGGGACAAAGUGCUGCAGCUGUCUGGGAAAGAAACCACCAAGGUGUGCCGCAAUGAAUGUCGCUAAAAGUGGGUAUCGCGUCUUUUCCGCGAACUCGUCCGUAUCGGGCACAGAGCUGGCAAAGAAAAUAACAGAGCGGCUGGGAGUUGAACUGGGGAAGUCUGUGGUCUUUCAGGAAUCGAACAGAGAGACUAGAGUGGAUGUCAAAGAAUCUGUUCGUGGACAAACUAUCUUUAUCAUCCAGACAAUACCAAGAGAUGUCAACACAGCCAUCAUGGAGCUGCUGGUUAUGGCCUAUGCCCUCAAGACCUCUUGUGCCAAGAAUAUUAUUGGAGUUAUUCCUUACUUCCCCUACAGCAAGCAGUGUAAGAUGAGAAAGAGGGGCUCAAUUGUGUGCAAGUUACUAGCUUCAAUGUUGGCUAAAGCAGGAUUAUCACACAUCAUCACCAUGGACUUGCAUCAGAAGGAGAUCCAGGGCUUCUUCAGCUUUCCAGUGGAUAACCUGCGUGCCUCCCCCUUUUUGAUUCAGUACAUCCAAGAAGAGAUUCCUGAUUACAGAAAUGCCAUCAUUGUGGCAAAAUCACCUGCAGCAGCUAAGAGGGCUCAGUCCUAUGCAGAACGCCUGCGCUUGGGUCUGGCUGUGAUUCACGGCGAGGCUCAGUGUUCAGAGUCUGACAUGGCUGAUGGAAGACACUCGCCACCAUGUGUACGCAACACCACAGGACACACGGGACUGGAGCUGCCUUUAAUGAUGGCCAAGGAGAAACCUCCCAUCACUGUAGUCGGAGACGUGGGAGGAAGAAUUGCCAUCAUUGUGGAUGACAUUAUAGAUGACGUCGGAGACUUUGUUGCAGCUGCAGAGAUCCUGAAAGAGAGAGGAGCCUAUAAAAUUUAUAUCAUGGCCACACACGGUUUACUGUCUGCUGAAGCCCCUCGCCUCAUAGAGGAGUCUGCCAUUGAUGAGGUGGUGGUGACCAACACAGUCCCCCAUGAAGUACAGAAGCUACAGUGUCCCAAAAUCAAGACUGUGGACGUCAGCAUGAUACUGGCUGAGGCUAUCCGCCGCAUCCACAACGGAGAGUCCAUGGCCUACUUGUUCCGUAACAUCACCGUGGAUGACUAGAGUGUCCAACGGCGAGGGCUGCGGUGGGUCUGAUAGCGACUGAGAGCAGGUGCACCUCCCUCCAGGGCUAAUGCCAUGUACCAU